Trichosurus vulpecula (common brushtail) is the source of this 1129-nucleotide messenger RNA. Its product is annotated as zinc finger protein 461-like. The record is from RefSeq and is a predicted model, not a curated record. Bases 58 to 693 code for a protein of 211 amino acids. NCBI's taxonomy places the organism in Eukaryota, Metazoa, Chordata, Mammalia, Diprotodontia, Phalangeridae. The transcript has 2 exons.
UCUUUCAACUUUAUAUUCUAUAACUUUUGAUGAUUUAGGGGACAGUGACGUUUAAGGAUGUGGCUGUGGGCUUCACCCAGGAGGAGUGGGGCCUCUUGGACCAUCAUCAGAAGGAGAUGUACAGGGAGGUCCUGCUGGAAAAUGCGUGGAACCUGUUCUCCCUGGGUGAGGAAACUUCCCCUGCUGACUCUGAGUCUUCAAUCAAAGGGAAUAUCUUCAUUCUCUGAAGGAGAGAUCAGAAGGGAAGUGAAGAAGACUUCUGCAGAGCUAAGCCUUUUUGUGGAAGAAACUCAUGAGCAAAGAUUCAUGGGUGACAUUCCCUGUGACUUCACUUGGAGAGAAAUCUGUGCUCUUCAUCAGGGAAUCCAUACUGGAAAGAAACCUUAUGGAAGUAGUCAGUGUGGAAAGGAUUUCAGAAGCACCUCUAGUCUUACUGAACAUCAGAGAAUCAAUACUGGAGAGAAAACUUAUGAAUAUAUUCAGUGUAGAAAGGCUUUUAGAAGCAGGUCCACUCUUGCCAAACAUCAGAGAAUCCACACUGGAGAGAAAACUUAUAAAUGUAAUCAGUGUGGAAAGGUUUUCAGAUUCACAUCCAUUCAUAUUGUACAUCAGAGAAUCCACAAUGGUGAGAAGCUGUUUGAAUGUAAUCAGCCUGGAAAGCUUUCAGAGGCAGUUCCAAUUUUGCUAACAUAAUAGAAUCCAUACUAGAGCAAACCCUUAUGAAUGGAAUCAGUAUGGAAAGGUUUUCAGAGGCAGCUCCUAUUUUGCUAACCAUUGGAGAAUACACACCAGAGAAAAAUCUUAUUAAUGUAAUCAGUGUGGAAAAUCUUUCCUAAAGGGGGCCAAUAUUGCUUUACCUGAAAGAAUCCUCACUGGAGAGAUACCUUAGGAAUGCCAUCAGUACGGAAAGACUUUUACACAGAGGGGCUGUCUUACUACAUCCAAGAAUCCACACUGAAGGGAAAUCUUAUGAAUAUAAUCUAUGUUGAAAGGUUUUCAGGAAGAUGCUGAGUCUUGCUGAACAUCAGAACUACACUGGAAAGAAACUCAUAAGUGUAACCAGUGCAGAAACAGUUUCAGACUGAGAUCCGUUCUUAAUGUAUAUCAGAGAAUAAACACUGGAGAAAAA